AUGACAACAACACUUGAAGUAUACGCGCACCGUCUGGGUGACCCCAAAUUAGCUGUCAGUCUAAAAGUUACGAUCGCGAACGAACUACGAGAUCAAGUUGAAAUAUUCCAAACCUUGGAGUACCCGAGGUUCUUACAGACUUUAAUACCUGUAUUCAUUGACAUACUGCAAAAUGGCUCUCCGGUUUUCAUCAGCAACGCACCCGAGCAGAAAUUGCGAAAUAUCAUACUGGAAAUCAUCUACCGACUGCCACAAACCGAACCGCUAAAAGAACAUGCAACUGAGCUGUGCAAGACGUUGAUGCACCUUUUACGAGUCGAGAACGAAGAAAACGCCGUCGUAUGCGUCAAGAUCAUCAUUGACUUGCAUCGAUCAUUUCGCCAUGUACUCGAAGAUCAAGUCCAGCCAUUCUUGGAUAUCGUCCAGGAAAUAUACCAAAACAUGGAACAGACAGUCAAGGAUGCAUUCGACGCGCCUACAACUCCAGCUGGUGCAGUAACGCCUGGACCACACCCUCUUUUGGCAGCUUCACCACGGCCAAUGUCUCCGGCGGCAGAUACGCCCGAAACACCUUCCAAAGUUCUGCCCAAAGGUCUUUUCAGUUUUAAAGUACUCACUGAAUGUCCCAUCAUCGUUGUACUCCUUUUCCAAUCACAUCGUAAAUACGCAGGCGAAAACAUCAUGAAGUUCGUUCCACUUAUUUUCCAGACCCUGAAGCUUGAAGCUCGACCACAACAAGAGGCUUCUGCUCAGGCACGGGCACGUGGUGAAGUGUUUGUGGGUGUUAGUCCAGAAAUCCGAAACCGGUCCGUGUACAACGACUUUCUAGUUGCUCAAGUCAAGACCAUGUCAUUUUUGGCUUACAUCCUGCGAAGCUAUAACCAAGUCCUCCGACCCUACCAAAAUCAAAUCCCUGAAUUCGUACUUCGCCUUUUGCGAGAAUGCCCUCCAGAAUCAUCCGCCACCCGAAAAGAACUGCUUGUUGCCACACGACACAUCUUAUCCACCGACUUCCGCCAAUCCUUCGUUUCUAAAAUCGACUUGCUACUAAACGAAAAAGUCUUGAUUGGAACAGGAGUAACAUCACACGACACCUUACGACCGUUAGCCUACAGUAUGCUUGCUGAUUUGGUCCAUCAUAUUCGAUCAGACUUGAGCCCUCAACAACUUUUACGAACCGUAUGCAUCUAUUCACGCAACCUCCACGACGCGACACUGGCACCAAGCAUCCAAACAAUGUGCGGCAAAUUGCUUCUCAAUUUGAUCGACUGUAUCAUCAAAAUACCGAACAAAGAAGACGGUCGCGAAUUGUUAAUGCGAAUAUUGGACGCCUUUGCAAGCAAGUUUGCCGCCCUCAACAUCCAAUUCAAGUCUUGCUUACGGCAUUACAAAAAGAAAAAGCGAGCCGACACUGCUACUGAGUCCGAUAUGGACACGACAAGCAACGAGCUAGAAGAUUUCGACUUUGAUAAGAAAAGAUCCAUUCAUACUGCCACAUUUAUUCCAGACUCGUCUCAUGAUGGCAUCAAGGAUGGACGAUUCUUGUUCAGAAACUUGGCUCUUGGUUUGAAGCCGUUGUUCAUCGGCUUGCGACAUUGUAAUCCUCAACCGCCAGCAGGCUUUGAAGCCAACCCCCAAGCAUACGGUCAAUUUGCUCGCCGAUUCUCACAAGACGACGUCGAGACCUUUUUACGCCUAUUCCGAGAAGGAUUGGUAUGCUUCGAAUACUACAAUGUCGACAACUAUGGCGCAGACUGCUCGCCGCCAAAUCAUGGUCGCAACGAACCCGAAAAGAGCGAAACAUCCAUCGGAUCAAACGAACUGUCAUUGAAACUCGGCACUCAAGCUUCGGGUGAAAAAGAGAUCCUCGACAUGUUUUCGAUCGUGUUUACGCUGAUUGAUCCAGCCGUUUUCCAAGAAAUCUUUGCAUCACAAAUCGAAUUCUUUUUUGAACGGAUGCUCGUCAACCCAAUGCUAAUUCAUAUCGCGCAGUACUUCUUGGUGACCGAGGUGUCGUCCCAAGGAUUUGCUGGCAUCUUGUUCCGCUUCUUGAUCGAUCGCAUUGAACGGCUUGGUGACGACGACAUGCAUUAUUCGGCCGUCAUGCUGCAUCUUUUCCGACUGGCAUUUAUGGCUGUCAACCUGUUCCCAGAUGCAAACGAGUCGAUCUUGCAACCUUAUCUCGCCAACCUUGUCAUGUCGUGUUUUAAGCUGUCAGCCAGAGCCAAAGAACCGGCCAACUACUUUUUGCUCUUACGCGCGCUUUUCAAGAGCAUUGGUGGCGGUCGUUUCGAAUUGCUGUACAAAGAAGUGUCCCCGUUGCUGCAAAUACUAUUGGAAAACCUCAACUCGCUCCUUACGCUCGCUCACAAGCCUGAAAUGCGGAACUUGUUUGUUGAGCUUUGCUUGGCUGUGCCUGUUCGGCUGAGCACAUUGUUGCCGUAUCUUCCCUAUUUGAUGCGUCCUCUGGUGAUUGCUCUGCAAGCAGAUCAAGAAUUGGUGUCUCAAGGUUUGCGUACAAUGGAGCUGUGUAACGACAAUCUCAACCCCGAGUUUCUUGAUCAUAUCAUGGCGCCUGUCAUGAAGGAAUUGAUGGAUGCCUUGUGGAGUCACUUGAAGCCGCUACCGUACAACCAGCAACACAGCCAUGCCGCUAUGCGCAUCCUUGGCAAACUCGGUGGCCGUAAUCGACGCAUGCUCAAAAGUCCACCUAAGCUCGAAUAUAAUUCUCGCAUCGAAAGCGGCGUUUCUGUCGAGGUGACAUUUGAUCCGAACACGACACCAUACACGCUACCUCUCGAUAAAUCGAUGCAAGUGGCUGCCCGAACCUUGGAGCGGUCUGAUGUCAGCCCAUUUUACAAGAAAUACGCAUACGACUUCUUGAAGGCCAAUUUAAUUCUAAUGCUCGAGCUGGAUGAGGGAACAGAGGAAUUACCGAAAGCACUGUAUCAGCGCGUCAAGAUGCAAUUGCUUGAUGAUUCGGAUGAAGAAGAUGCAGAUAAUACGGCAGGAUCUGGCUCUGGAUCAAAUGACGAGAACAACGAGGAGCAAGGCGACAAGUCAACACCGGCAGAAGGAGAAAGCACAGUCGUUGGUAAUGCGCUCUUCGAGAAUGGAAUGAAACCGAAGCGCCUGUCUGGCAAUGGAUAUACCAAGUACCUCUCGAAACGACUUGCUCAAGAAGAUGCACUACGAACCAUAUUUGUCUCCAUCAUGAAAGCAUCCACCAUUCCGUCUCUGAGCGAAGAGGCCUGGGAAUUCUUCCAGAGUGUUUGCCGUCAUUUUACACUGCUGCAUAUUGGUGAGGCCAUGGACGCACUCGAAGGUGGAAAAAAGCCAUUGUCGGAUAUGAUGGAAGAACGUUUGGCGGUACAAAAUCUCAACACGACUGUACUCGUUGAAGCCGUGGUCGAAGUCAUCUCUUCCGAGGAUGGCAACUUACGUAAGCGUGCUGAACAAGUUUUGCAGCUUUGCUUCGACACUGCUGUCACUGUGCUGGGUGGCAAGGAAGCCGUGUCACGUCUUCCCAUCUUCCGCGUGUUUGCAUCACAGUUCUGCUCGUGCUGCUACAAGCAAGAAUGGUAUAAAAAACGCGGUGGCUGUCUGGGCAUCAACAUUAUGAGCCACCAACUCGACAUGGGAACCAAGUGGAUGCGCGAACACGAGCUCGACUUUAUUCGAUCGCUGCUCUUUGUCCUCAAGGACGCGUCUCCCGAAAUGGCCAACAUCAACACCGCUGAAGCAACGCAUACCUUAUCGCACGUUCUCAAGGUGUGCAACCGGCCCGAUGAAGAGGAUUCGCAGGAAGCCCAACAGAAGUUUCAUCAUUUGAUCUCGUUGCUCCUGAGCGAAUUGUCCAACUCCAACAGCGCUGUCCGGGAAACCAUUCAGUCGUCAUUCCAGCUGCUCGCUGAUCUUACUGGUAACGAGGUUACCGAGCUGCUGGCACCUGUGCGAGAACGCCUUGUUGCACCCAUCUUUGCCAAACCUUUGCGCGCCUUGCCGUUUGCAAUGCAGAUCGGUCACAUUGAUGCCAUCACUUACUGCUUGACGCUGCGUCCUCCGUUCCUAGAUUUCAAUGAAGAGUUGAUCCGGUUGUUACACGAAGCAUUGGCACUUGCAGAUGCCGAGGAUCAAGCACUUGUCAGUCGUAGCUCGCAAUACAAGAAUGCUACUUCGUUGAUGAAUUUACGCAUCGUUUGCAUCAAGUUGUUGUCUGCAGCCAUGGCCUGCUCUGAUUUCUCGAGUCAGCGACAAACACAUACUCGGGCCCGUAUAAUUCAAGUCUUUUUCAAGUCGUUGUACUCUAAAUCACCCGAAGUCGUCGAAGCCGCUCAUCGUGGCUUAAAACAAGUGCUUGCCCAGCAGCACAAGUUGCCCAAGGAGCUGUUGCAACAAGGCCUUCGACCGAUAUUGACCACCUUGUCAAAUCACAAGACGCUCAGUGUGGCUGGUUUAGAAGGUCUCGCUCGUCUUUUGGAGCUACUUACGAACUACUUUAAGGUCGAAAUCGGUAAAAAGCUGUUGGACCACUUGAAGCAAUGGGCUGAUCCCAAGGUAUUGCAAGAAGCUGCAGGCAAAUCCUUGAACGAGAACCACGAAGUCAAAAUCAUUGUCGCCAUUCUCAAUAUUUUCCACCUGCUUCCGGCGGCCGCACACAUCUUUUUGAACGAUCUUGUCACGGUCGUCAUUGAUAUGGAAAAGGACAUUCGUCGCACCGUGUCGAGUCCGUUCCGACCCAAUUUGAUCAAGUAUCUAAACCGGUAUCCUACCGAGACUGUGGCGUACUUUUACGAACGAUUGGAUCAGCCACAGCAUAGCCGCUUGUUUGUCGAUAUCCUUGGUACCGAAAAUGCUACGCCGUUGCGUGACGAAGUUGCCAAAUCGCCCACCGAACUCGUCAACAAGACAUUCAACGUCACAGAUAAUGCCACGAUGCAUUACCAGGGUGUGCUCAUUGUACGCCAGAUGAUCAAAUAUGAGCCGGAUUGGUUGGCUAGCCAGAAAGAAGUCUUGAGCUGCCUGCUCACAUUGUGGCGCACACCGGCCCGUUUUGAGGAUAUGAAGAAAGAGGAUCAGCAAGGUAUCCAGGCUACACGCGAAUCUUUCUACUUGGCGCAGAUCUUUAUCGCCUAUCUUCGUUCUUCCCAGGACGACAUCGAGGUUGUGUUUGACCUCGUUUCCUUGUUUGCGCAUGAAACCGUGAUGGACUUGUCGUUCUUGCGGGCAUUCUUUUUGGAGGACGUGGCCAUGAAGUUCACGACCGCUCGCAAGCGCAAGAUGAUGGAUAAAUUUUUGCAACUGUUCUCGGAUUCGUCGUACUCAAACGCGCUCAAGAUGAUGGCACUGCGACAUGUCAUCAACCCUGCUUUGCUCGUCUCCUUUGUCAGCAGCGAUAGUAGAGGAUACACCGAGAUUUUCGAUGUCAAGAUGAUGGAGCAGCUCGAUUUCAAGCUCUGGGGUCAACUCACCAAGGAAUCGCUCGAUGAUAAUCGAUACGCAAAAGACUCCCUGCGUAUCGAGCUGUUGCAACUCACGGCCAUGAUCGUCCAGUAUGCGCCGCAGCUUUUGGCCGACCUGCGCAAAGAAGUCAUCAAGUUUGGCUGGAACUAUCUGCGACUCGAAGACGCCACAAGCAAGCAGUCUGCCUAUGUUCUGAUUGCGCGUUUCAUUGCCGCCUACGAAACGCCAAGCAAGAUUGCUAUUCAGAUCUAUCAAGCUUUGCUCCGUGCCCAUUUGUCAGAAGCUCGUGGUCUUGUCAAGCAAGGCCUGGAUAUCCUUGCGCCGGUGCUGCCUAAACGAGUGCCAUUAAACAACGGCGAGCGAGUACCUACAUGGGUGCGUUUGACGCGUAAGGUGGUGGUCGAAGAUACUCACAGUAUCUCACAAAUGGUGAACGUGUACCAGCUCCUUGUCCGCCAGCCAGACCUGUUUUACGACUACCGCGAGCAUUUCUUGCCUCAGAUUGUUAAUACUUUACCCAAGCUUGGACUGUUCCAGAAUGCGACGCCCGAACACAAGCUGCUCACUGUGGAACUGUCUGAACUAAUUAUCAAGUGGGAAAGAACUCGUAUGGAAGCACAGCCUAAGAAGGAUGCAGACGGGGAUACGCCCAUGUCACCCAAGAGAAAGGCAACAGAAGCGGAUACGACAGCAGCAUCGCGCAAGAAGCUUCGUUCAGAAUCCGGAGCAACAGCUACUACACCAGCAGCAGCUUCGUCGGCAACAACGCCAGGAGCAUCAACAUCAUCGCCUGCGACCAGCAACGCUGAAGCAGGAUCAGCCACUCCCACUACCACAGCUGCCACAGCAGCAAACAGUAGCAACGACAAAGAGUAUGCACCCAACCUGGCAUUACGCGAAAACCUCAUCGGCUACCUGGUGCGAUUGGCAUGCACGAUCUAUAAUCCUCAAGAUAUGAUCCAGCGUCGAUUGGUCCAACGGGUCUUGGAAUUGAUGAAGGAGUUUUUGAACGAGUCCAUGUGGUCAGACGUGCAUGUCAAGUUCUCUCAUUUGGAACGCACGUUGACAGUCAAGGAUAUGAGCGAGAUUCUGAUCCCCAGCGUCUGCAGCGCACUUGAAGUGCUCAAUAUCGAUAUUGCGCACAAGCCAUCCGAGUGGUUUAUUGUCAACAUGAACCAACUUUACCGAUUGUUGGAAACUAGUGUGAAAUCCGACCAUGUCCGCAUUCAAAACGUCCUCCAUCCCGUGCUUGUACGCAUCUUCCAAGCGAUUCAUGGCACGACACCCGCAGAGAACGCAGAGCAGGAACAGCAACAUCCUGACGUGGCUGCAUUUGUCUCGCUUGUCAACUCUACGAUCACGGAUGGCAUGGGCAGCAAUAGCAACAACGGUAUCUAUGCCGUUUUGAAAUUACUUCAAGCUGCCAGCAGCAGUCGCAGCGAACACUUGGAUCAAUUUAUUCCUGGUAUCAUCAAGCUCUUGCAGAAACUGACCAAGGAACACAUGAUGCCGCCGUCGCAUGCCGGUUCAUCGGGUGUAGGACAAGAUUCUUCUGGAAACUUGCUGAUUUUGGUCUUAAUGUUGCUCAAGAAACGUAUUUCCCAUUUGGGCGAUCAGCGUCGUUGGUUCCUGACCUACUCGAUCCAGCUCAUUGAAAAAUCUUCGGAUAUCAAUCUGUUGCGCACCAUGUUGGAAAUGUUGAGCGAAUGGACGUUGGACAAGACAGAAACGUUCCCGACCAUUAAGGAAAAAGCAGGCAUGCUUGUCAAGAUGAUGACCGUCGAGCAUCGCAACGAUCAGAAAUUGACGGAGGAAUACCUGGAUUUGGUGCUCAAAAUCUACAGCAACCCAUCGUUUGCUCGAUCGGAGCUCACUGUGCGGUUGGAGAAUGCCUUUUUGCUUGGCACGCGCAGCGAUAAUCCGCAAAUCCGUACACAGUUCAUGCGUGUAUUUGAUCGCAGCAUUGCCCGCACUCUGUAUGGACGCUUGAGCUAUAUCAUUGGCGUGCAGAACUGGGAAUUCCUUGCUCAGUCCUUCUGGUUACACCAAGCGUUGGAUCUACUGCUCGGUGUGGUCAAGACCAAUCCAUCCGUUACUUUGCCACAUACACUAAAGAUUAAAGCAAUCAGUAUCGUCGGCGGCCAACAACAGGAUGACCCUAUGGACGUGGAUGUGCCAGAUCAGGUCCAAAAACUAGUCUCUCAACACCAAAAGUUUUUGAAGGAACUGCAAGGAUAUGAUGUCAACAAUGCUGUUUCGGCAGUGCGACAGCUACAAUACCUGGAUGACGAGCUGACACGCGAAAUUUGGAUUGAUUUGUUCCCUAUGUGCUGGACAAACUUGAGCGGCACCGAGCGCCACGAUAUGACCAAGCUGCUGAUCAAUUUGCUCACCAAGGACUAUCACAGCAAGCAGGCAGAACGACGGCCUAAUGUGAUCCAGGCAUUGCUUGCCGGUAUUGCCAAAACGCCUUCAACCAUGAAGUUCCCGCCACACUUGAUCAAGUUCUUGGGCAAGACCCACGACGCAUGGCACACCGCUAUGGAGAUUUUGCAACAGCCAGGUGUGAUUGGCCGUGUCACCGAUGCUUCCAAAGACGAUCAAAACAAUCGUGAGCGAACACUAGAUGCAUUGGCAGAACUUUAUUCGGAUCUCAACGAAGAGGACAUGUUUGAUGGAUUAUGGCGACGUCGCAGCACCUAUAGCGAGACCAACGUGGCUGUAUCAUGCGAGCAAAGCGGUAUGUGGAUGCAGGCGCAAAACAUGUAUGAGAACGCACAGAUCAAGGCGCGUAGCGGGGUAUUGCCCUUUACCGAGUCCGAGUACAUGCUCUGGGAAGACCAUUGGAUCGCUUGCACACAAAAGCUGCAGCAAUGGGAUAUCUUGACCGAUCUGGCCAAACACGACGGCAACAUGAACCUCUUGCUCGAAUGCUCGUGGCGUCUGUCGGAAUGGACCGCUGAACGCGAAUUGCUUGAACAAUCAUUGCAGCAGGUUGCUGAUACGCCCACACCGCGCCACAAGGUGUUUGAAGCCUUUUUGUCACUGAUCAAAUCACAGUCCAACGAUGACAGACUGUCUGAAUUCACACGUAUCUGUGAAGAAGGCGUCCAACUGUCGCUUCGCAAAUGGCACGCGCUCCCACGCAUCGUGGCUCAAAGCCAUAUUCCGCUCUUGCAAAACUUUCAACAGUUCCUCGAGCUGCAAGAGGCUAGCCAGAUCUUUAGCAGUCUGAUGACUACAACUGCACAGAAUCUCGACCAACGAUCGCAGGAUCUCCGCAGUCUGUUGGGCACUUGGAGAGAACGGCUGCCAAACAUGUGGGACGAUAUCAAUGUAUGGAGUGAUCUUGUUGCCUGGCGACGACAUAUCUUUAGCGCCAUCAACCGUACCUAUCUGCCUCUGAUCCCCUUGUUGCAACCACAGCAAGGUCCACCGAACGCUGGUACCGGCAACUCAUUUGCUUAUCGCGGCUAUCACGAAACGGCCUGGAUCAUUAACCGCUUUGCUCAUGUCGCUCGCAAGCACCAACUCUAUGAUGUAUGCAUCAACUACUUGACCAAGAUCUACACACUGCCAAACAUCGAGAUUCAAGAAGCUUUCUUGAAGCUGCGCGAGCAAGCUAAAUGCUACUAUCAAAACCCAAAUGAACUGACCGCCGGUCUCGACGUGAUCAACAAUACCAACUUGAUGUACUUCACACACCAGCAAAAGGCCGAGUUCUUUACGCUCAAGGGCAUGUUCCUUGCUCGAUUGGAUCAUUUCAACGAAGCCAAUGAAUCGUUUGUUAACGCCGUCCAGAUCGACUUGUCAAUGCCACGCGCUUGGGCCGAAUGGGGUCGAUACAAUGAUCGUCGCUUCAAGGAAAAUCCCAAAGAUUUGAGCUGGGCAAACAAUGCCGUGAGCUGCUAUCUACAAGCAGCAGGUAUCUACAAGAAUGUAAAGGCACGCAAGUAUCUUUUGCGCGUCUUGUGGCUCUUGAGUCUUGAUGACCAAAGUGGUACGAUCUCUAUGGCGUUCGAUGGAUACAAGGGCGAAUGGCCGGUCUGGUACUGGAUUACGUUUAUCCCACAGUUGUUGACAGCGCUGCAGCAUCGUGAAGCAAGACACGCUCGCGCCAUUCUUAUCCGUAUUGCCAAACAGUUUCCUCAAGCCUUGCAUUUCCAAUUACGUACAGCCAAGGAAGAAUUAAUGAAACGUGUGCCAUCUGCACAGUCGAUGGAUUCGAUGCAAGGCUCCAUGCAAUCAUCCGGCGAGGGUCUAUCAAUCAACACCAAUACUGGUGCUAACAACAAGCUCAAGGAAGAGCCAAUGACACCUUCUGCGACAGUGGCGGACGCCAAAGCAAUGGCCGCACUCAAGACAGCAGCAGCCAAUGCAUCUUCUUCUUCUUCUGCGACCACCACCACAGCAAAUGAAGGCGGCGAUGUUUCCUCCUCCUCUUCUGCGGCUAACCAAGAUCAAAACGCUGACUCAAGUAAUGGUGGUGACAAGGGAGAUGCCAUGGACGAAGAUAAAAAAGAGUCAGACGAAAAGAAGGAUGGCGCAGCUACGCUUGUGAAGCAAGAGGAUUCGAAUGGAGAUGAAACUGCACCUAGCGGAAGUAGUGCAGCUAAUAAGGCUGCUGAAGGUGAUCAGUCUGUGCCCCAACAACAAGACGCUAAUGCUACUCCUGGUAAUGGUGCUGACCAGACGCCUACAGCAGGAGCAGCCACGCCGAAUAACAAGAUUACGGAUGACAAGGGUCAGCAAUCGAACACACCUGCAGCAGCAGCAGCGGCGGCGGCGGCGGCAACGACAGCGGCAACAGUAGCAGCAAAUGGUGGUCGUCCUAACAAUAUACAGCCAUCCAUGGGGGCAGGAACACCUGCUGCUAUGCCCGGUCUAACCCCCAGUAGCGGCCAUCCACUUGACGAGAUUAUGGCCAUGUUAAAGACUGGCUAUCCCUUGCUGGCUUUGUCGAUGGAAACCAUGGUGGAUCAAAUCCAACUCAAAUUCAAGCCUCUUGCUGAUGAGGAUAUGUACCGACUUGUUGUAGCACUGUAUAAUGAAGGCGCUCAGCAACUGUUGUCCAGACUAACGAACCCAGGCGAUACAUUACAACUGACCCAGUCGACCGUCAACAACAUUGCCCGUUUCGCAGAAAGCUUGUACCCUGGCCAUAUGAAGACGGCCUUUUACAACGAUUUUGCUAAAGCCAAGCUCAAUCUCGAAGAAUAUGUUGCCAAACUUCGAUUGUGGCGGGACAAAUUUGAAGCCAUGUUGGAUGCUCGUCCACGCAAGCAAAAGUUGGAAGCCUUGUCGUGUUAUCUGGCCGAGUUCCACCAUGCUCGUUUCGAUGAUGUUGAGAUCCCAGGACAAUAUCUUUUGCUCAAGGAUAAUGCCAACGACUUUUUACGCAUCGACCGGUUCAUGCCUGAGGUGGAAUUCAUUCGUUGGGUGGGAACAUGUUCUCGACGUCUUACGAUCCGUGGUCACGACGGUAGUCUUCAUCCGUUCCUGAUCCAGAACCCAGCACCUCGACAGUUCCGUCGUGAAGAGCGUUUGAUGCAACUGUUCCGUUUGCUGAAUGGUGUUUUGGAACGUCGCAAGGAGAGCCGCAUGCGCAACUUGUCGUUCCAUCUGCCAGUGAUUGUUCCCUUGGCGCCCAAUGUUCGUAUCGUUCAAGACGAUCCAUCCUACUAUACCCUGCAUGAUAUUUAUGAAGAUUAUUGCGACGACGUCAACAUGCACAAGGAUGAUCCGUUGGCUUUCUAUGCUGAGAAGCUCAAGAACAACAUUAGUACUAUCAACAGCAACAGUAACAAUAAUGCAAAUAAUAGCACUACUACGCCCAACAAGGAUGUUGUCGCCCAAAAGACAGAGUUGCUCAACUUGCGCAUGGAAAUCAACGACGAGAUCAGCAAUAGCAUGGUGCCGUCUAACAUUCUUAGCAAGUACAUGCUUCGCACCAUGGGAUCAUACACCGACUAUUACAUGUUACGAAAGCAGUUCACUGCUCAAUAUGCAACAGCCACAUUCAUGACCUACAUCUUCAGUGUGGGCCAACGUAUGCCGUAUCGCAUCGCCAUCUCUCGUAGCACGGGCGAUGUGUGGAUGAUUGAAUUUGUGCCGAGCUUCAAUCAAACAAACGCGACAUUCAGUAACGGUGAACCUGUGCCCUUCCGCUUUACCCCGAACAUCCAAGAGUUUAUCACGCCUGUUGGUAUCGAAGGACCUUUCACCAGCUGUCUUGUGGCCACGGCUCGCUGUCUUACCGAACCCGAACUCGAGUUGGAUCAAUAUCUGGGACCGUUUGUACGUGACGAACUCAUGACGUGGCACACAGCCAACAAUCGCAGUGUCACAGAUGCCCAGUUUAAGGAACGUGUCAAUUCGAAUGUGAUGCAGAUCGUCGCCAAGGCGCAGUUCUUGUCGUGUAAGGCUGACCGUGAAAAGACCAUUAAUGCCAACAAGCCCACCAACCAAAAUGUGAUUGAUCUUAUCUCACAAGCAAGCAACCCGCAAAAGAUGGCACAAGUCGAUUGUACAUGGAUGCCAUGGCUGUAA
Zychaea mexicana is the source of this 12012-nucleotide messenger RNA. RefSeq lists its product as uncharacterized. The coding region runs from base 1 to 12012 and encodes 4003 amino acids. The transcript has 15 exons. Gene Ontology annotation, cellular component: SAGA complex; NuA4 histone acetyltransferase complex; nucleus. The record is from RefSeq and is a predicted model, not a curated record. Gene Ontology annotation, molecular function: protein binding; transcription coregulator activity. Gene Ontology annotation, biological process: DNA repair; regulation of DNA-templated transcription. Lineage: Eukaryota; Fungi; Mucoromycota; Mucoromycetes; Mucorales; Lichtheimiaceae.